UCUGAUGACUACAGUGUUCUUGAACUGAUAAGAUAUUACAUGAGUAUUUUUUUUUCUUAUAUAAGUGACGUUAACUGAGUUGUGUUGUAAAAACAUUGAAGGCAAAAGUAACAGAUUUAACAACACUGAUUUUGUUUACAGACUCUAUUUGCUACUACUUGGAUUAACGGAACUUUAGCGUUUGUGUUUGAUAUUUGUGUUCAAUUUUUAAGCAGAGUAGCUUUAGAAAUCGUGGAGCUUAUUGUAAAGUAACAGUGUGGACGUUCUUCUUGUAUUUCAAACGUGGGAUUAGUAAUACAAAGACGGUUUGGCACCAGCAGACUUUGCUUAUCAGCUAUGCCUGCAGUGAAGCUGGAAUUCCAGGAUGGUUUAACGCCAAGCGAUCCGCAAAAGAAACCAGUAUUAAUUGUAGGCCAGUUAAAAAAUCUGGCAAAAGUGAAAUAUAACGAUAUAAAAAUAAAGUUAGAACCUAGAGUGACAGAAGAGGUGUACAAGACAGCCUUAGCAAGUUUGCAUCCGUCACCAACAGACAGCUGUUCGUUGUAUCUCAACCUAGCAACACUUGCUGCUCUUCCUCUCAAAUGUAGCCGUCAUAACACUUCGUCGAGAUCACAUGCCCUUACCAAGCUGAUUCGUAGCUCGACGGCAGGAGUUGAAGAAUCGAUUGUGAUCGUAUGUGAGCGGAAGGAUGUAUUUGCAUCAGCGUGUGCCGUGGCGCGUGCCUAUCCGCUGUAUUCUGCAAAGUCGCCAGGUUCAUCACAGGACUGUAAAACACCAACUGUAGUAAAUGUUGAAUUCCUCUUGGUUCCUGAGUCAAUUGCUGAUGGGGCGAAUGGUGCUGAAGAUGAGAGUGAGUCUGAAGAUCUGCAUUUAAGCCAAGAAGAUUUGCGUUGCCUUGAAAGUGCAGCAUCUGGUGUUCGACUUGCAGCCAAAAUUGUUGAUAUGCCUUGCAAUGUAAUGAAUGUGGAUCACUUCCUCAAGGAAGUGGGAGCUGUAGCUGCUGCAUACCCGGGAGUGCGACUAACUGUCAUUCGAGGCAAAGAGCUGGAGGCCCGCGGUUUUGGUGGAAUCUACGGAGUCGGAAAGGCAGCAGCUGUUGGGCCAGCUCUUGCUGUGCUGUCCCAUGAACCGCAGGGUGCGACUGAGACAGUUGCCUGGGUAGGCAAGGGCAUCGUUUAUGACACCGGUGGACUCAGCAUCAAGGGAAAAACUACUAUGCCAGGCAUGAAGCGUGACUGUGGUGGAGCAGCUGCCAUACUUGGUGCGUUCAUGGCAGCAGUUGAGAGGGGCUUUGCACAGAAUUUACAUGCUGUUUUCUGUCUAGCAGAAAAUGCUGUGGGUCCUGAUGCAACACGUCCAGAUGACGUCCACACUCUUUAUUCUGGCAGGACAGUGGAAAUAAACAACACUGAUGCUGAGGGGCGGUUGGUGCUUUCAGAUGGUGUUUCCUACGCCCAUAAGGAUCUAAAAGCAAAUAUUAUUCUUGAUAUGGCUACACUCACAGGUGCUCAGGGUAUAUCAACUGGAAAGUACCAUGCUGCUGUUUUAACUAACAGUGGACAAUGGGAGACAGCUACUGUGACUGCAGGCCGCAUCUCAGGUGACCUUGUCUUCCCUAUACCAUAUUGUCCUGAGCUACAUUUUAGUGAAUUUGCAUCUGCGGUGGCUGACAUGAAGAAUUCAGUGGCCGAUCGGAGCAAUGCCCAGUCUUCAUGUGCAGGACUGUUUGUUGGUGCGCACCUUGGCUUUGAUUAUCCUGGAGCCUGGAUACAUGUCGACAUGGCGUAUCCUGUGCAUAGUGGUGAACGUGCCACUGGUUAUGGAGUUGCCCUCUUGCUUACAUUGUUUGGUGGAUUUUCAGAAGAUGCACUGCUGCGUCAGCUUGCACCAUCUAAAGCCUUUUCAGAUGAUGUUUGUGGUACAAAGAAGAUAAGAAGAAAUUAAAUGAAUACUGAUGGAUGGUCCUCUGUAUUAAUUCUUUUCUAUGAUGUCACUGCCUGUUUUGUUAACAUGUGUAAAGAGCUAGCUGUAUUGUGUUAAUCACUAUUUUCACAAUCAGUGUGUACUGUAUGUGGCAGAUGGCAUUGACUAAUAUAGCACGACCUUUGUAUUUUUGCUUACAAAUGAGCCAAAAUUUGUGUAUUGCAUGUGCUCCUCUAAUUUUGGGUUUUACUUAACAAGGAAUUAAAAGUUUCUCUCCAAA
This is a messenger RNA of Schistocerca americana (American grasshopper), 2203 nucleotides long. RefSeq names its product probable aminopeptidase NPEPL1 (gene grsm). Gene Ontology annotation, cellular component: cytoplasm. Gene Ontology annotation, molecular function: manganese ion binding; metalloaminopeptidase activity. The record is from RefSeq and is a predicted model, not a curated record. Bases 337 to 1944 code for a protein of 535 amino acids. Lineage: Eukaryota; Metazoa; Arthropoda; Insecta; Orthoptera; Acrididae. Gene Ontology annotation, biological process: proteolysis. The transcript is spliced from 10 exons.